Dioszegia hungarica is the source of this 660-nucleotide messenger RNA. RefSeq lists its product as uncharacterized. Lineage: Eukaryota; Fungi; Basidiomycota; Tremellomycetes; Tremellales; Bulleribasidiaceae. The transcript is spliced from 4 exons. The record is from RefSeq and is a predicted model, not a curated record. Gene Ontology annotation, cellular component: nucleus. Bases 1 to 660 code for a protein of 219 amino acids.
AUGACGAGACUCCUGGAAGAGGAUGUCGAGGCAAUGAAUAGCCCAAAAGACGAGUUCGCGGACAUCGUACUCGAGGACACGGCCGGUCCAAGCUCCCACGUCCAUCCCGUCAAGGCGGGAACCCCGGGCAGACGCAGAGCUUCAAGUGCUAGCUCGGCGACAGGGAAGAUAUGGAGGUGUGAGGUUGAUGGAUGCUCUAAGGUCUUUAAAAACUUUAAUGGGCUGAAGUAUCAUCAGAGCAAAGGGCAAUGUGACUUUAACGUGCGCAAUGCUCUCCAGCAGGGACUGUCUAUCGAAGAGGCAGAACGGCAGAGCAAGCCUUGGAGCUGUAUCGUGGAAGGCUGUCCGAAGAGGUACCGUCAGGCUAAUGGAUUGAAGUACCACUAUCAACACACCGGGGACCAUGGUCUUCGCGGUCUUCAGAUGCUCAAGGACGACAAACAUCCGUCCCCGAACGACCACGUCAAGGCCGCUCUGGUCCUGAGCGGUCUCUCCGGUGCCCCCGUCCCGGCGUCAUCCAAAUAUCCCUAUUCCUCCGCUCUCCACCGUGCCCGGCAAGACCCCUCUCUUUCGCCUCAACCUGGUCCGAUGGGCACGGCCGACCCGCCUCAGCCUGGUCCGAUGGGUAUGACGAACCCAUCACCGCCCCUCGAUACAUAG